Fusarium poae is the source of this 1149-nucleotide messenger RNA. RefSeq lists its product as uncharacterized. The coding region runs from base 1 to 1149 and encodes 382 amino acids. NCBI's taxonomy places the organism in Eukaryota, Fungi, Ascomycota, Sordariomycetes, Hypocreales, Nectriaceae. The transcript is spliced from 3 exons. The record is from RefSeq and is a predicted model, not a curated record.
AUGGUUGAGGUAUCAUCUAGCUACUCUCAGUCCACUGAUGUCUUUACGCUCUUAUCAUGGUUAAAUCUAGACCGAUUAGGAAAACGAGCUGUCCUCGAUGGUGCCGUCUGCUCUUUUGCUUUGCAUCUCGCUGGCAAAGCAAGCUCCAAUACAGCUCUAGUCGCUCAAAGCCGGACUAUGUACGGCCUGGCACUCAGUGAACUACAAGCAGCUCUCCGACACUCUACAGAAUGGAAGACAUCUGAGACUUUGUGCGCCGCUAUACUCCUAUGCUACUUCGAGCUAUUUGCUGGAACCAGCAGUUCUGAAACCUGGCUCCAACAUGCCAAAGGCAUUGGUACUUUGAUGGAACAGCGAGGGCCAGCCGCUCACGCAGAGGGGUGGGAUGCCGCCAUGUUACUGUCGUUCCGUGGCGUUCUUAUAAUAGGCGACUUUUUUUAUCCCGGCGAGGAAGAAUUAUUUCUGUCACGGCCGGAAUGGAAUCAAGUGAUGUUCGACGGCGGAAGACGCCUCAUCUACAAUGCUGAUACCCCGAUCGGUCAUAUUCACGUUGGUGAUGGCUUUCUCGCGAACCUGACACAGCUUUCACCUGUCAUACACUGGGGGUAUCUCGUCCGUGAAGCCAACAGGGCUGGCAUCUCUGUUGAGCCUAGCAAAGUCUCCGCCCUGGCCCAGAUGGCUCUGGUAAGCCAUGCCAGAUUCGUGCGAUGGUACGAAGAGUUUGAUGCUCUUGAGUUUCCACGUCCUAUUGAGACUUUGCCUACUGAUCCAACGGCUUCACUAUUCAAGACGGUGUUGGAACAUCAAUCGGCAGCGGCCGGUUCUUUACUCAUGGGAUAUUGGGCGAGUAUGCUUAUUAUUGAAGAAACAUUGAUCGAGUGUGGAACACCACGAGCCAAUGCAGAUGUAUCCUCUCGAUAUUUUGUGGAACAGAUACUGCGCUCGAUAGAAUCUGUAGCACAAGGCGCCAUGGGACCAUAUCGAAUCGGGUUUGCUGUGCGUAUUGUGUAUGAGUUUUCGACUGGCGAAGAGCAAAGAUGGAUUGGCAGUCUCUUGGAUAAGUUCUCCAAGGGAUAUGCGGCUGUGGACAAAAGAACGUACCCUAAGCCAAAGGACGACAUUGUUGGAUCAGUCGGAGGUGUUUUUUAG